Molecule: messenger RNA, 1320 nt
Organism: Engraulis encrasicolus (European anchovy)
Lineage: Eukaryota; Metazoa; Chordata; Actinopteri; Clupeiformes; Engraulidae
Gene: mxra8a
Product: matrix-remodelling associated 8a
Exons: 11
Coding region: 106-1263 (385 amino acids)
Biological process (GO): cell adhesion; cell differentiation
Cellular component (GO): cell surface; membrane
Source: RefSeq, a predicted model, not a curated record
ACAGCAGCUGUAGCCCAGUAUGACAGCGGUACUGCGGUGGUGGCCACGUUUAACGUUAGCGCCCCAGAGGGGUCAGGAGUGGUACUGCAGUGCCAGAGCCAGAGGAUGGUGUGGGUCCAGGACCGGGUUCGAGACCGGCAGAGAGUAGUCCACUGGGACCUGAUGAGGGGCGGACCAGACUACAGCAUGGAGAGGGUCCUGGACAUGUUCUCGGCCGGGGACCAGCGGAUAUAUAAUGCCUACAACAGGGACCGAAUCAGCAUGCCAAAAACAGCCUUUCAUGACGGCAACUUCUCACUGGUCAUCAGGGACGUGGUCCAGAGUGAUAAAGGCCUGUACAGCUGUAAUCUCCACCAUCACUAUUGUCACCUCUACGAGACCGUCAAGGUGCAGCUCAACGUCACCAAAUCAGCCCGUAAGGUGCGUCGUUUCUGGGAUGGAGAGAAAGCGGUGUAUGUGGUGCUAGCAGGCUCCUCAGUGGUGCUGCCGUGUGUGAACAGGAGGGGGGUGUGGACCGAGGGGGGAGGAGAGGAACAGCAACAGGUGGUGCACUGGGACCGCCAGUCCCCCGGGGUGUCACAUGACCGCGCCGACCGCCUCAUCGACCUGUACGCCUCGGGGGAGCGCCGUCACUAUGGCAACCACUUCCUGCGGCAGCGCAUGACCAUCGCGGGCGACGCCUUCGCGCGGGGUGACUUCUCCCUCGCCGUGGAAACGCUCACGCCAUCAGACCAGGGCCUGUACUCCUGUCACCUGCACCACCACUACUGUGGACUACACGAGAGGAGAGUCUACAGGCUCACCGUCACGCCGCCACUCACGCAUAGACACACGACGAGAGGGCCAACACCACCACCGCCACCACCACCACGCGCACUGCCAAAUGAAGACCCAGACCCAGAGGUUCCAGAGAGUCCGCGUGUCAUCAACGUAAUUCUGGACCAGCGACAUCACUUCCUCCAGCAGAUGGGCUACAUCCUGGCUACGUUGCUAAUGCUACUAAUCAUACUACUCACCGUUAUACUCAUCACACGAUGCAGGACAAGAGUGGUGGAGUAUGACCCACGCAAGAUGGAGAGGAAUCACAUGACCUCUCAUGACAUAGAGAUGGUUGCCCCGGAGAUCAAACCACAUCAGACAGAAACAAAACUAGAGUACAAGAACAACCUGCUGAAGGAGAAGGUUGAGAUGGGCAAAAUGAACUCACCAAAAUCUAUUGACCUGGACAGAGAGAUGGCCAAGGCGUGUUCGGGCUCCUACUGAGUGUGUGUGUGCGUGCGUGCUUGCGUGCGUGCUUGCGUGUGUGUUUGUGUUUGUGUU